CGGGAGUCGCGUUUCUCAUUUGUUGUUUUGUGAUGCUGCGUGCGCACUUGACAGUGUCAACUGUCAAUCGACAAGCGUUAGAAGCAACAGUACUGCGUCAUCUGCUGCCGCUCUGUCCACUGUGAGUUGUGGUUCAGGAAGUGCCGACGAUACACGCUUACAGCCUGAGAUGUCUGUAAUAAAUUUGAAUCCACAGCAGUCAGAAACCCGGCGUGUGGCCAUUCGUGACUUGCCAGAUGAGAUUUUAUUAAAGAUCUUUUCUCACAUGUCAGUCAGUGAGCUCGUAGGCACUGUACAGAAAGUGUGCUCUCGCUGGAAAGUGCUGUCACAAGCUGCACAGUUGUGGACUGAUAAGAUAUAUAGAAUCGGGACCUGGUGUCGCGUAGGCACAUGUAUCGGGAAGAGUGGAAAUCCCGACCAGGAGGUGAUAGAGAUUUUCCGCAGUGCUCCAAACUUGAGGAAGGUACAUAUUUGGCACCCCAUCACGUACAGUGUUCUCUGUACGCUCUACACCAAUUGCCACAGACUCACUGAACUGCACUUGGAUGGCAAGCAAACACUCAGCAGCUCGGAGCUGAAGAACUUAGUUGAGCAGUGCCCCAGAAUAAAAUCGCUGAGGGUACCCUGUGAAGUGAUGAAGACUGAGGAAUCAGUAGAGGCACUGUCUGGUUUGCAACACCUCCGUGUGCUUUGCCUGGGACAGCACGAUUCCAGCAUUGAAACCCCUCUCGUGCUGCGACCAUUGGCUUAUAGCUGCCCAGAGCUAGAAGAAAUUGACUUCAUGCAUACCUACAUCAAUGUGGAAGACCUGAAGUUCUUCCUGUAUGCCAAGAAGAACACCCUUAAGACCAUAGGCAUAAGGUGGACAUUAGCCGGUAAUAGGUGCGUCCUCCCAGUGCUUGCGUCCUAUGCUGUCAGCUUGGAAUGUUUGAGGCUUUACAAGUUCAUUGUCUCGACCGUGCCAGCAACAGAGGUGGAGAAUUUUACUGCUCUGCUGAGGAUGAAGAACUUGCAGGAACUUACAAUGACGGCCAUAGAGCCAUUUCCUGGCACAGUUGUUCUGGCAUUUAGGGACGGAGGGCUACAGAAACUGAAAGUGCUGGAUCUACGAAGUUCAAAAAAUCUGUAUAAUGAAUCAGUGAUUGGCUUCUACCGUGCAUGCCCUGUUUUACGAGAACUCAAUCUGAGUUUUGUCAGUAUGCUGUCUGAUGAUGCGUUCUUUGAGAUCUACCAUUUGGAACAUCUUGAAAAACUGGAUGUGUCAUAUUGCAGACGUCUCGGCGGAGAGCUGAUCCCUCGCCUCACAUCACUACCCCAUCUCCAUACAUUAGUGAUGAAAGGGUUGGACCUUUCACAGCUGCAACCAGGUCUGGGCAGUAUUGUGGAGUUGUCCAAUUUGCGCUGUCUGACACUCAAUCAUUCCAUUGUUGCUGGAGUACCGUUUGAUAAGUUUCCGGGCAAGCUUGUCAGACUCAGGGAACUGAAUAUCAAAUGGUGUCAGGGUGUUCCCGAAGACUGGAAAAAGCUGACUGAGCAGAUGCCACAACUCAAAAUUGACACAGAAAUUGCGGCAGAACAGAAUGUUGUUCCUGGCAGUUCAGGGAGUGUCCAUGACUGGCAGUAGUGGUGAUAGGGAAAGUGAAAACUAAGUUAGAGGGAAAGAGAGAUACAGGGUGUGAUUAAGAAGUAGUAGGACUGAUUUUCUGUAUACCAGACAAACCGAUAGAGGGGAGGCCAACUGGCUGGGUGUGGUGCGAGGGGCAGGCUGUGUGGCCCUUGGAGGGUGAGCACACUGUCUCACAUGAACUGCUGUGAAGUAGUGUUGCCACAACCAGUGUGCAGACUUCAACAGAACUUCUGAACUGUGGUGUUUCCAGUAUGACCUGGAGAUGAAACACAAAAGUUCAGAAUGGCAUGUUAACUUGCUUCUUCACUUCUUCAUCCAAAGAAGGCCUGGAUGAGCAAGUCCAAGGUGAAAACCAUGCUUCUGGUCUUCCUUGAUCAUUGUAGCGACAUCAACGAGGAGUUUGUACUCCCUGGACAAACUGUGAAUGCAUAGUUUUACACAAAAGUGCUAGAGGUUGCAAAAAUGAAUCACUGGAGCAACUGGACAUUGCGCAUUGCUGGAAGUACCACCAUGACAAUAUGCCGUGCCACACCAUGCUGUCGGUGCAGGAGUGGUUGGCUCAGCAAGGUGUUUGCCCCAUUUCCUCACCUGUCUACACCCCAGACGUGGUACUGCCAGACUUCUUUCUCUUUCCUCGUCUGAAACAAGACACGAAGGGGCAGCAUUUUGAUUCCAUUGAAGACGUCAAAGUGCUGUAACAAAGAUUCUUUUUUUGAAUUGUGGAAUUGUGGUUUAUUGGUCUCAUAACAUACAUAAUCAAAAUCAUUUGAUUCAUGUACAGGAGAUAUGUUAAAAGUUUGGAAACUCUGUGACUGUGAAAGUUUAUGGUAAAGACUACUACUUUCAGACAUUAUAUUUUUAAGGUUCUUAAAAGUCCUAAAAGAUGAAGCUGAAGUGUCAUUUUACAAACGCUUGACUGGAACAAUGAAAUUUAUGACAACAGAUGAAAGAAGUUUUGUACCAGAGACUUAUGUUGUAUUGAAAUAACCUAAUAAAUUUCAAUUAAAAUCUGCUCGAUAUGCAAAUGCGUGUUCUUUCAAUUGUGAUUUGCAUAACUUCACAUCAUAUCGGCUGUUUAUCAGUCUUUUGAUGAUUAUUUUGAGUAUAUAACUAAUUGUUUGCAUUUCUUUAUCCUAUAUUACAUAGUACGAAGCACUGGAUAUUGUUGUAAUAUAUAUUGUGUUUUUCAAGUGAAUACCAAUAAAUGUCAGUGGUCCAGUUAACCACACUGAAUGGCUCAGUUAAGUGGACCACUUGCGACUAUGUUACACUUUGUUCUCUGCUUUUUUAAAUAUUUUGGU
Schistocerca nitens (vagrant locust) is the source of this 2928-nucleotide messenger RNA. RefSeq lists its product as uncharacterized. The record is from RefSeq and is a predicted model, not a curated record. Lineage: Eukaryota; Metazoa; Arthropoda; Insecta; Orthoptera; Acrididae. Bases 170 to 1624 code for a protein of 484 amino acids. Gene Ontology annotation, biological process: SCF-dependent proteasomal ubiquitin-dependent protein catabolic process. Gene Ontology annotation, molecular function: protein binding. Gene Ontology annotation, cellular component: SCF ubiquitin ligase complex. The transcript has 8 exons.